This is a messenger RNA of Galeopterus variegatus (Sunda flying lemur), 998 nucleotides long. Its product is annotated as transmembrane protein 51-like. The record is from RefSeq and is a predicted model, not a curated record. The transcript has a single exon. The annotation marks the transcript as partial. Lineage: Eukaryota; Metazoa; Chordata; Mammalia; Dermoptera; Cynocephalidae.
UCUCCGUGUCUGUAUUUGUCACCUAGCAGCCAGGAGGAAGAGGAGGAGGAGGCCGCCUCAAGGUACUAUGUCCCCAGCUACGAGGAAGUGAUGAACACCAACUACUCAGAAGCAAGGGAGCUGGACCAGAACCCGAGGAUGAGCAUCUCUCUCCCCUCCUAUGAGUCGCUGACGGGGCUCGAUGAGACGAGCCCCCCGACCACCAGGGUCGACGUGGAGAACAGCCCGGGCAGUCCACCCGAGAGACAGAACUCCAAGUUGGCCAAACGGCUGAAGCCACUGAAAGUUCGAAGGAUUAAAUCCGAAAAGCUUCACCUCAAAGACUUUAGGAUCAACCUCCCAGACAAAAAUGUCCCACCUCCCUCCAUCGAGCCUUUGACUCCUCCACCACAGUAUGACGAAGUCCGGGAGAAGGCCCCUGACACCCGGCCACCCGACUGAAGGGCCCCUCUUGGAGCCACAUUCCCACCUGUCUCUCACGUGCCCCGCACCAACAGACAAUUACGAAGUCACCCCAGCCACAGUUGAGAAGUACAGGGGCCAGAUGCGCACUUAGCGAUGUGGAUGGGGGGGAGGUGGGACUCUGUGUAUCGGGAGUGACUGUGAUGUUCCACAGAGCCUCAUGCAGCAGGUGUAUGGGAAAGAGAUGGUGCCUUGGAGCUCACGAUUCUGGGGACCACAUCAAGGGGUGUGGCCCAGGCAUCUGCCCCAUCUUCCUUCCUCGACUCUGAACUGCUGGCCACACGCUCCUUCCAGCUAGGAAUGAAUAGCCAGCCACUGGGUUAGGUUGUGGUUGUUCUGUUUUGCUUCCACUAGGACUGUUUGGUUUCAAAAAGAAAACUUUUGCAUUUGCUCCCUCCACUGCAGUCCUGAACUGCGGGUAGGAAAUAGGACUCAGCUUUGCAGCAAGACCACAAGGCCGUUUUGUAGAGUAAGCAGGGACGACGUGGGGGUAAGGCCCAGGCGGUGGCUCUCUGAGCCCCAAUGCUGUCGAUCUU